This is a messenger RNA of Saccostrea cuccullata (small rock oyster), 2530 nucleotides long. Its product is annotated as 3-oxoacyl-[acyl-carrier-protein] synthase, mitochondrial-like. Lineage: Eukaryota; Metazoa; Mollusca; Bivalvia; Ostreida; Ostreidae. The transcript is spliced from 5 exons. The record is from RefSeq and is a predicted model, not a curated record. Gene Ontology annotation, biological process: fatty acid biosynthetic process. Gene Ontology annotation, cellular component: mitochondrion. Gene Ontology annotation, molecular function: 3-oxoacyl-[acyl-carrier-protein] synthase activity. Bases 132 to 1412 code for a protein of 426 amino acids.
UGUUGUGUUGGACGCCAGAAGAGUAACUAAUGUAACUAAUUUGGUGUUAUAUUGAAAAGCUUGCAAUAUUUCCAUAACUAGACUGCAUUUUUGAGUCAUUCAAUGGAUAAUCCACAGACUGUAUAAAGAGAAUGACUUUGUCAACUCAUCUUAUUCCUGCUCGACGUGUUGUCGUGACUGGUAUUGGGCUUCUCACGUGUCUAGGAGUAGGAAAGGACAAGGUGUGGAAUAAUCUAAUCAACGGCCAAUGUGGAAUCCGUAAAAUUGAUAAGAAAGAAUUUCCACCAAAUAUUCCCUGUAAAAUAGCCGGGUUUAUUCCUGAAGAUGUGAAAACACAUUUCAGUUCAACAGAGCAGAGGCAGCUGUCUGAGGGGAUAAUGUAUUCCCUGAUUGCUGCUGAGGAGGCUCUAUCAGAUGCAAACUGGAAACCAGAAACUCAAGACCAGCAAGAGAGAACAGGUGUAACCAUAGGAAUGGGUAUGAAUGGUAUGAAGGAAAUUUACACCACAGCUGAUCGCUUGUUCCAUAAAGGUUACAGAGAGGUCAACCCAUUCUUCAUGCCAAGGAUUCUUAUCAACAUGGCAGCUGGACAUGUUAGUCUGAAAUAUGGAAUUCAGGGACCAAACCAUGCUGUUUCCACAGCCUGCACCACUGGGCUCCAUGCAGUAGGGGAUGCGUUCAGAUUCAUACAGAGGGGGGACGUUGAUGUGAUGGUGGCAGGGGGUGCAGAAGAAAGCCCCAACCCUCUCUCUGUGGCAGGAUUCUCAAGGAUGAGAGCUUUAUGUACCAAGUUCAAUGACCACCCAACGGAAGCCUCACGACCUUUUGACAAGGACAGAGAUGGCUUUGUGAUGUCUGAGGGGGCAGGUGUUCUGAUUCUGGAGGAGAUGUCUCACGCCGUUGACAGGGGGGCUAACAUCUAUGCUGAAGUGCUAGGGUAUGGUUUGUCAGGGGAUGCCUUCCACAUGACUGCUCCAAGGUCAGAUGGUAGAGGUGCGUACAGGUGUAUGAAGGCUGCUCUAAAGGAUGCACGUGUCAGCCCAGCAGACAUUGGGUAUGUUAAUGCUCACGCCACAUCUACUCCUCUUGGAGACAAGGCAGAGAGUCAGGCAAUAUGGAGGAUAUUUGAACAAUGUGACAAAAAACCUUUAGUCUCAUCUACAAAAGGAGCUCUAGGACAUUUGUUAGGGGCUGCAGGAAGUGUGGAGGCAGCCAUCACAGUUCUGGCCUGUCAAUUAGGAAUUAUACCGCCCACUAUUAAUCUCCACCAAUCAGAUACUGGAGUAGAUCUGGAUUAUGUUCCUCUUGUGUCACAUGACUGGAAACAUGAUACAAGGACAGCUUUAACAAAUUCAUUUGGAUUUGGUGGUACAAAUGGAACUCUCUGCAUUAGAUCUUUUAGUGGAGGGUGACAUUUAUUAAUUUUGUCUGUUAAUUGAAUCUUAAAUUUAUUAAACAUUUUAUGUUGCUGGAAAAUUUUGAGUGCUUAUAUAUCUUAUAUAUAUAUAUGAACUAAAAGUUUGAUGUAGAUUCAUAAGAAUGCAUACAUGUAUAACGUGUCAUCUUACCCUGAAAUCUCCUUAUGGUAUCCAAUCCUUAAUAGCAACAGACCUAAUGAAUUGAAUAGAUAACAGGUUUCUUGGAGUUGAAUACUCAGUAUUUUUAAACAUAAAUCCCAUUUAUUAUUUUUAGCAUGUAAGGAUGGGAUGUGUCCUAAUUAAUGACCUUGAAUUUUGGUAAGAGUUAUCGCCCUCUGUUUUAAAUUAAUUAAAAAAUCAAUUUUAAAAAACUUAUUUCCUGGUAAAAAAAAUUUUUCAAUUGCCAUUCUAUAUCUAAUGUUUCAAUACAUAUUUCCAACACAGUAUUUAAUGAUAUUCUCACUUGAAUUUUUACUUAAAAAACAUGCAUGUGAACAAUUACUGAUCAGAAAGUUGUAUAAUUGCUAUUAACACCCCCUUUCCAUUUGAGAGGCAGUUUACAGAAUUCAGCAAAUGUCUAUUUCUGGGUAUUAAACAAACCAACUUAUAUAAACAUAGUUAUAAUGAGGAAAGGUGUCUCUUUCAAAAUUAUAAAUUUCAUGGCCCCUGGGUCAGGGGCUCUGGUGUUAGAGUGAGGCCGUAUUGAUUUUAUAGGGUAAAUGCAUUUAUUUUUUGAAAAUCUUCUUUUUCUUUGCUUCUAGGUAUUAAACAAACUAACUACAUACAUAAUUAUAAUGAAGAAGGGUGUCUUUUUCAAAAUUAUGAAUUUUAAAGCCCUAGGGCCAGGGCUUUGGUGUUAGGGUGAGACUUUAUUGAUUAUAAAGUGGAAAUGCAUUAAUUCUUUGAAAAUCUUGGAGUUCUCUGCUCCUGGGUAUUAAACAAACCAACUAACUACAUAGUUAUGAGAAAGGAUGCCUCUUUCAAUAUUGUGAAUUUCAUGCCCUUGGGUCAGAGUUCUGGUGGCCUUCUCAUCAGCCCCUGGUUAUUAAGUAGAUGAACUACAUAGAUAGUUUUUUUGAGCAUGGGUCCUUUUUCUGGGUCAUGGGUACUGU